UUUCAAACUGUUAACGAGCUGAAGGUAUAUAAUAUUUUAUAAAAAAAAAAAACACAAAAAUGUACAUUUAUAUAUUGCUUUGUUUGAUACAAACGUUUUCACUGCAAACUUCAGCUCAGCAACUACCCAGCGACUGCACGACCACAACACCGGGCCGCAACGUCGAAAUACUGAAAAUCCCAACAACGAACGGCGUUGAUAUCUUCGAGGUCUAUUGCGAGCUGGGCGAUCUCGAUGAAAAACCUUGGUUGGUCGUCUUCUUACGUAAAAAGCACAAAUACGAGUAUGGCAGAUGGCAGGACUAUACACAAGGUUACCAUACGCUUAGCGGUAAUUAUUUCAUCGGCUUGCAACGACUGCAUGCGAUCACAAAUCGGCAGCCGCAUGAGCUAAUAGUGCAGCUAAUACUGAGCGACGGCAUGCAGCACUAUAUGCACUUUGCGGACUUUGCCAUCGGCAAUGAAUCCAAUAUUUAUGGUGUCUCAAAGUUAGGGAAAUAUGUGGGUACUCAGCAAAUGGUGGAAUCCAGCGAAUGGUUACCCUGGCAGAUGAAGUCUAUUGAAACGAUAGCACGUAUGAAAAUCAGUAUUAAACCAGUAGAUAAAAAUGCAACGAGAGCAGACAAACAGAAACUAAAGAGUAUUGAAAAAAUCAAGCGACGAGUGAAAGCUUUAAGCGGCAUCACGAAGGUGCGGUGAAACCGAUAUGUAGGCAAAUAAAACAUUAAAGCAAAUGACUGCUCAUUCGAGCUGAUAAAUGGUCAACAAUCAAGUGUAAGUAACGGGGUAACACAAUUUCGGCUGAAAUCGAUACGAAUUUAUCUAGCCAACAAUAUAUAUAGAGCAAAGAAAUAUAUAAUAUAUAUGUAUGUGAAAAUGUGUCAGUGUGUCUCCUUUGGAAGUGUCCGGUCGCAAGGCGAUCGAUGAAAGUGUAAAUAGUGGGAAAAAAGCAAAAAAAAGGAAAAUUGCUGGCGUUUGUCAAUGAACGGAAGUGGCUUAUAAUAUAUAACGGUAACAUAUAUGUAGGUUUGUAUAUAGAAUACAUGCUACACCCGACCACUAUAGCCGAAAAUGGACUAAAACGUGUUUAUAUUUUCCUUACUGUAUUAGCUGCGCUAGACAGAACCAACCGCUAUAGGGUCGCGGCUGCAGCAGGAAAUGGCGGCGGUAUAUUUUGUGUGUAUUUGUAUUGUAGUGAAAACAACAAAAAGCGAGAUUUAUCACCGUAAAUACAAAACAAAUGCCACUGGUAUGAAUAAUAAAUCACUUGUGAAAGAAAAAUAGCGUUAAAUGAAAUGCGCCUACAAAUAUGUUGAGCAAAUCUAUAUACAUGUAGACGUAUGGACGAUAUCUACUAGUCUGGGUAUGUGUUUGUGUGAAGAAUUAAAGUUUACUUAUGGAAAAUAAAUACCACAAUAACAUGUUUGUUUGAACUUUCAGAUCUCUUAUGGGUCAUAUAGUUUGAUAGUUUUUGUUAUACUGAGACUGCAUGCGAACGAAUUAUUGAACGUGAACCGGGUUAGGCGUCAAUAUGAUUUUUUUUAUUUAAUGAAAACAUGUAUAAGAAUCUUUUUUAUUAAAAAGCUUUUCGAAUAUAAAAAAGUCUUUCAGAAUAUGUCUUCCAGAAUAUGACUUUUUUAUAUUCGUAAAGCUCAAGUGCGUUCUAAUCAAUUUUUUUAAAUUUUUAUG
Messenger RNA from Zeugodacus cucurbitae (melon fly), 1688 nucleotides. RefSeq names its product fibrinogen beta chain-like. Lineage: Eukaryota; Metazoa; Arthropoda; Insecta; Diptera; Tephritidae. The coding region runs from base 60 to 698 and encodes 212 amino acids. The record is from RefSeq and is a predicted model, not a curated record. The transcript is spliced from 2 exons.